AUGCUAGCCUUCAACCAACACUCACAUGCAUACAAAAACAUAAUCAUAACAGGUGAUCUCAACUGCAACCUUGAACGUCACGACUUUAAAUCGCGCUACCUCAGAAAUUUGCUAAAAUCUCUCUCACUGCAUUUAGUUCCCCCUGAUCCUACUUAUCACACUAAAACUAGCGAUACGUGGCUGGAUGUAAUUAUCAUCGAUGACCCAGAUAAACUGCAUACUUACACUAAAUCUGAUUCACCGUUCAUCGCGGGUCAUGAUUUACUAUGUCUCUCGUAUGCCUUUGAUCUUCCGUUGACAACUAAACCACAAUCUUUCACCAGGCGCAGCCUCAACAAAUUCGAUCCAGAAGGAUUCCUCUGUACACUGCAAUCUUUACUCCCAUCUGUCAAUAAUCUCACUUCAAUCCACAUUUCGACUGCUGCUCUUGUCGAUCUUCUUGCUAACUCCUUAACAGAAACUUCCUUAACGGCACUCGAACCAUAUGCCCCCAUCAAAAACUUCACCGCAAACAGACCAGCGAAUCCGUGGAUUACCGAAGAGUUCAAACAGCGAAUUUUACACAGGAACAACAUUUAUAAGCGAGCCAAACGUUCAAAUAAUCUGUUAGAAUUCGAAAUCUACAGGCAUCUAAGGGAUCUAUUAACUAUCGAUAUACGACGAGCGAAGCAAAUCUAUGAAUUUAACAAACUUUCUUUAAUAACCGAACCAUCAAAAAUGUGGAAGGAACUAGCAUCUCUCGGCUUAGUGAAAAAUAAUCUCACUUUACCGCUUCAUUUCUUCUCUCCAGACGUCCUGAAUCUUCACUACUCUGCUGUAUCGAGCGCCGAACCUCCGUGCACGAUUGACGACUUUCAUCGCUCAAUGUCUGCAGCUGCAGAACCUGUAAUUCAGUUCAAUCUCCACCCUGUAUCAGUGGACAUUGUCAUAGAGCUAAUAAACUCAUUUCAUAUCACAUCUCACGCCACUGGUCCAGACAACAUUCCAUUAUUCUGCAUAAAAGCCGCACUCCCUGUUAUAGCGCCAAUCCUAACAGAACUGUUUAAUCUUUCGAUAACUACAUCGCACUUCCCAACAGCUUGGAAAAGAGCUCACAUAAGACCACUGUCUAAGAUCCGAACUCCACUCUCACCGUCAGACACGCGGCCUAUUGCAAACCUGUGUGAGCUGUCCAAGAUUCUGGAACGUAUCAUACUCAGACAAAUUAUCUCCUUCCUAACCAUAAAUAAAAUCUUGGACCCCAGACAGUCGGGUUAUCGCCAAAAUUAUAGUACACAGACUGCCCUCUUGCGAUUAUGUGAUGAUAUCAGGCAAGGAAUAGACAGGGGACUUGUCACUAUUCUCGUCCUCUUCGACUUCAGUAAAGCGUUUGACACAGUCUCCCACAAGCUCCUCCUCACGAAGCUCAAGACAAUCGUAUUCUCCCGAGCCACCCUAGAGUGGUUCUUUUCCUAUCUGACAGGACGAACGCAAGCAUUAAUUGACGAGAAUCGAGACUGUACAGCCUGGGCGACAGUCACCACCGGAGUUCCACAAGGUUCCGUUCUCGGCCCAAUACUAUUUUCUCUUUUCAUCAACGACAUAGCAAGCUCUCUCAAACAUUCACAGCACAUCAUUUUCGCUGACGAUACGCAAAUCUACCUCACUUGUCCCCCCUCGCAACUUCACCUAGGGCUCGCAAAGAUAAAUCAAGAUGCUCAAAGUAUCUUUAAUUUUGCCGCAGCAAAUAAACUCAAACUCAAUAUUUCAAAAUCGAAGAUCAUGAUUCUCGGCAGCAGUCCCAACGUCCGUUCAAUAGACCUCACCACACUCCCCAUGGUAAACAUUAACAAUGUUCAUCUUCCAUUUACAACCUCUGCACGCAACCUGGGUGUGAUGAUGCGUCCCGACUUGUCAUGGAGCGAACACAUCUCCGUGAUCUCACAAAAGGUUCACCGUACACUUCAUAAAUUAAAAUUCCACAAAAAUUCUCUCUCCCGCGACCUCAGAACAAAACUUGUUUCUACUCUCAUCUUCCCACAUCUCGACUACUGCUGCCUGGUUUAUCACAAUCUAUCCUCCGAACUCAAUAUCAAACUUCAACGCCUUAUCAACUGUGGAAUACGUUUUAUUUUUGACUUACGCAGAGAUGAGCACAUCACCCCGUUUAAGCUAGCACUCAAAUGGCUCUCGGUAGAGAAUAGACGGUUAUAUUUCCUUGGCAUCCUCACCUAUAGAAUUCUCUACCUAAGCUCGCCACCUUAUUUACAAGAACUAUUCCCACAACGCGACUCCAUUCGACGUUACCCCUCGCGGCAUGACACCUUAUCAACCGUCUUUCAAGUUCCAUUGCACCGCACAGCUACUUAUCGUAACUCAUUCCAUCUCACAGCAAUACAUCUCUGGCACUCCUUGCCUUCUAACAUCACUACUGCUCCUUCCCUACCUAUUUUCAAAGAGCGUCUUUUCUCUCAUCUCCUUGCGUCUGAAAUGCGCGAAUACGAAGCCAGGACGACAUAG
This is a messenger RNA of Vollenhovia emeryi, 2499 nucleotides long. RefSeq lists its product as uncharacterized. The transcript has a single exon. NCBI's taxonomy places the organism in Eukaryota, Metazoa, Arthropoda, Insecta, Hymenoptera, Formicidae. Bases 1 to 2499 code for a protein of 832 amino acids. The record is from RefSeq and is a predicted model, not a curated record.